Drosophila eugracilis is the source of this 6027-nucleotide messenger RNA. RefSeq names its product circadian locomoter output cycles protein kaput (gene Clk). Gene Ontology annotation, cellular component: cytoplasm; CLOCK-BMAL transcription complex; nucleus. Gene Ontology annotation, molecular function: protein dimerization activity; RNA polymerase II cis-regulatory region sequence-specific DNA binding; DNA-binding transcription factor activity, RNA polymerase II-specific. The transcript is spliced from 7 exons. NCBI's taxonomy places the organism in Eukaryota, Metazoa, Arthropoda, Insecta, Diptera, Drosophilidae. Bases 1902 to 4952 code for a protein of 1016 amino acids. The record is from RefSeq and is a predicted model, not a curated record. Gene Ontology annotation, biological process: regulation of transcription by RNA polymerase II; circadian regulation of gene expression.
GAUAGUGAUGUGGUUCCUAGAAAAGUUUUAAACUCAUAAUUAAGCAACUUAAAGACCAAACAUUUUAGAUUGAGAUUAAUGGAGAUUUCAUUUUAGAAAGUGAUUGAUAGACUUGCUACUUGAAGUUAAUGAGCCUUUCAUAAACUAAUCCUAAUGUAGAAUACUAUUGAAGGCAGCAAAGAAGGCAGUUAGUCAUUACGAUUUCUCAGAAAGAACAGCUUAAAGUUAGUUUGAGUUUUAUAAAGUGCAAUAUGUCUAAUGUCUUUGACCCAAUAAAACUCAGAACUCAUAAUUGAGCAAGCAAAGUUGUAAUUGGACCACAUUCCUUGGAGUAAAGCUAAUCCAUUCAAUAUAAAUACCUGACACCCUCUCCACAUGUGUCUCUAUCUUAACCCUUUACUCCGCUACAUACAAUAUAUAUUUUUUGCACUCUGCGAGAAACCAAACCAACCGCACUAAUUGCAACACGAGCCAUUAAGCGAGUCAUUGGCAAUUAUCUGGCAGCAUUUCGAGUCUGGGUUUGGGCCAAACAGCUACUUACGGUUAACCAGCAACACUUGGCACAAAAGGUAUGGGCCAUUUCGGCUUUGAUGUGUAUUUAAAAUGCUUUCCCAUCCGCAUAUCCCAUAUCCACACACGUACAUGUGGGAAAUUAUGAGCUGCGCUUUGGGUCCAUGGUCAAACGAAAGGUAAACGGAUUAAUUACAGCUGCCACGGCAGAUGUAAAGCUGUGCAAUUUGUAAGCUGCUUUCCACAUUUUAAUUAAACACUGAUUUUUCGUCCAAUGUACCAGCUUUAAAUGGGUUCAAUUCGAACGACGUCACUGGUCUGGGCUGUUAAGUCAAGUUUUUAGCCCAUUCCAUUGGGUAAAUGCAUUUAACAGGCUUGCACAAACCUUUGACAUUUGCUGAAAAGUUUUCAAGUUUUUGUUUGGCAAGAAAUUGCUUUCCGCCGAAGCCUUCCAAAUGCUGGACCGUCAAUUAACAUUGAAUAAUUUUGUGGGUGUUAAGGAAAUUGACGAAAGAGUUGCAUGAAAAUGUUUGAGAAAUAUUCGAAUAAAAGAAAAAAGAAAUCAAUAGAAAGGCAAAUAAACACAGGGAAUUAUGCAAUCGAAGCGUGUAUGGAUGGCUUAUUUAUAGCCCGGGAAAAAGGGGCAGCAUCCAGAUGCAGGCGGCCAAUUGGUUAGCAGCUGCCUCACUCAAACUCUUAACUGACUCAACCCACCACCCAUUCCCAAUACCAGCUAACCCAACCACUCACUCCAACCACCGAGUGGUUGUUAUGGCAUUCGCUGAACGCAUUUUGUAACAUGACAAAAUAGCGUAGCAUACAUUUCAGGGGUUGCAAAUGUGCAACAUUGAUUGGCACGGCCAACUGGCAAAUUGGCCACGGGGCCUCCAAUUGUGGAGCCUGCGCAGGCGCAGCUUAAUCUAUUACAUAACCUCCUCCGGCCAAACGGAUUCGAAACGGAUGCUGCCAGUUGGCAAAACCGAAACAGAACCAAAACUGCACUUGUUGCUGACACAGCGCGUCGUUUCGCGAAGAUAUUUCGUUUAAAAAACGCGUCGGGAAAAAUUAAAUAACCAACCCAACGAAAGUAAAUCUAAUUAAAUCUUAAAUUACCCUUUAUAGUUAUUCAAAAUGUGGCAUAUUGAGCAUAUUGAAAUCAAUUGCUGUGUGAACAUUACCUGAACUUUAAGCCAAAAACCAAAAAAAAAACAUAUGAAGAAAAUUAUGUGAGCGUGUAAAUUAUUUGUGGCAUUUGUGAGCAAGUCUUCAAAAGAAGUUGAAAGUUUCGAACUUUCUUCACGAUCUUCUUGUUUGCCAUUUCUCUAUAUUUCGGCAAGAGUUUUUUCCAAAAAAUUGUUCAGUUCGUAGUGGAUUAUCUGACAGACCCGAAAAUGGACGACGAAAGCGAUGACAAGGAUGAUACAAAAAGAAAAUCGCGAAAUCUGAGCGAGAAGAAGCGGCGGGAUCAGUUUAACUCCCUGGUCAAUGAUCUGAGUGCCCUGAUAUCGACCUCCAGCAGAAAGAUGGACAAAUCCACGGUCCUGAAGUCCACCAUAGCCUUCCUGAAGAACCAUAAUGAGGCCACCGAUCGCUCGAAGGUUUUCGAGAUCCAACAAGACUGGAAGCCAGCGUUUCUAAGCAACGAUGAGUACACCCAUCUGAUGCUGGAAUCUCUCGAUGGCUUCAUGAUGGUCUUCAGUAGCAUGGGCUCCAUCUUCUAUUCCUCGGAAAGUAUUACCUCUCAGCUGGGAUAUCUGCCGCACGAUUUGUACAACAUGACUAUCUAUGAUCUGGCUUACGAGAUGGACCACGAGGCGCUGCUGAACAUUUUCAUGAAUCCCACACCGGUAAUUGAGCCCCGACAGACGAAUAUAGGUUCCAGCAAUCAGAUCACAUUCUACAUCCAUUUGAGACGCGGCGGUUUGGAGAAAGUCGAUGCCAAUGCCUACGAGUUGGUCAAAUUUGUGGGUUACUUUCGUAACGAUACUAAUACCUCUACGGGAUCCAGUUCGGACAAUUCGAAUGCUUCAAAUGGACAACCAGCAGUCCUGCCCCGCAUCUUCCAGCAGAAUCCUAAUGUCGAAGUGGACAAAAAGUUGGUUUUUGUGGGAACCGGACGAGUUCAGAAUCCUCAAUUGAUCAGGGAAAUGAGCAUCAUCGAUCCGACUAGCAAUGAAUUCACAUCGAAGCACAGCAUGGAGUGGAAGUUCCUGUUUCUGGACCAUCGGGCGCCACCAAUCAUUGGUUAUAUGCCAUUUGAGGUGUUAGGCACUUCCGGAUAUGAUUAUUACCACUUUGACGACCUGGACAGCAUUGUGGCAUGCCACGAAGAGCUGCGACAAACCGGCGAGGGAAAGUCCUGUUACUACCGAUUCCUCACAAAAGGGCAACAAUGGAUUUGGCUGCAAACGGACUACUAUGUGAGCUCCCAUCAGUUCAAUUCCAAGCCGGACUAUGUGGUGUGCACCCACAAGGUGGUCAGCUACGCGGAGGUACUCAAGGAAAGUCGAAAGGAGAGUCAAAAGUCCGAGAAUAGCAACAGUAACAGCAAUAAUGGUAGCAGUAAAAUCAUUCCAUCCACGGCAAAUAGCAGCAAGUGUGCAUCCGCCACCACGACUCUGAGGGAUUUCGAGCUCAGUAGCCAGAAUCUGGAUAGCACAUUGCUGGGCAAUAGCUUGGCCAGUUUGGGCAAUGAAACUACAGCCAAUUCACCCGCCGUGGACUCAUCGCCCAUGUGGUCCGCCGCGGUUGUCCAACCAUCUGGUUCCGGGCAAAUGAAUCCUCUGAAGACAUCGCGACCUGCCUCAAGCUAUGGGAAUAUCAGUUCCACGGGUGUUUCACCGAAGGCCAAGCGAAAGUGCUAUUUCUAUAAUAAUCGUGGGAAUGACUCCGAUUCCACGUCCAUGUCCGCGGAUUCGGUAACCAGCCGGCAGUCCAUGAUGACGCACGUCAGUUCGCAAAGCCAACGUCAGCGAUCGCAUCACCGAGAGCAUCAUCGAGAACAUCACCACAGUCAGUCUCAUCAUCACCUGCAACAGCAACAGCAGCAACAACAGCAGCUACAGAAUCAGCAGCAGCAGCAUCAGCAACUGCAACAGCAAUUGCAACAUGCAGUGGGUACUCCAAAAAUGGUGCCCCUCCUGCCGAUUGCACCCACACAAAUAAUGGCCGGAAAUGGGUGUCAGUUUCCUCAACCUGGUUACCCCUUGGCUAGUCCCCAAUUGGUGGCACCCACAUUUCUGGAGCCUCCACAAUAUCUCACAGCCAUACCCAUGCAACCGGUGAUCGCACCAUUUCCUGUUGCCCCCGUUCUAUCGCCUAUUCCUAUGCAGGGACAGCAGGAUCUGCUGCCCGACACUGUGGUGAUGACGCCGACGCAGAGCCAGUUGCAGGAUCAAUUGCAGCGAAAGCAUGAUGAGCUGCAAAAGCUGAUCCUGCAGCAGCAGAAUGAGUUGAGAAUAGUCUCGGAGCAAUUGCUUCUGUCCCGCUAUACAUAUCUUCAGCCUAUGAUGCCAAUGGGGUUUGCACCUGGUAACAUGGCAGCCGCAGCGGUAGGCCCCAUGGGAGCCGCUGGCCAGCGGGGUCUUAACUUUACCGGCAGCAAUGCUGUGCAGCCGCAGUUUAAUCAGUAUGGAUUCGCCUUGAACUCGGAGCAGAUCUUAAACCAGCAGGAUCAGCAGAUGAUGAUGCAGCAGCAGCAGAAUCUACACUCGCAGCACCAACACAAUUUGCAGCAGCAGCAGCACAGUCAUACACAACUGCAGCAACAAAAUCAGCAACAGCAGCAGCAGCAGCAUCAUCAACAACAACAGCAGCAGCAGCAACAGCAGCAACAGCAGCAGCAGCAACAGCAGCAGCAGCAGCAGCAACAGCAACAACAGUUGCAACUGCAGCAACAAAAUGAUAUUUUAUUACGAGAGGAGAUCGAUGAUAUAGACGCCUUUCUCAAUCUGUCACCCCUGCAAUCCUCCAUAAAUCCCUUCAGCUCCAGCAGCAAUAACAACUAUAAUGGUGGCAGCAACAAUAAUCGCAGCUCAAAUCCCCCGCUAAACAACAAUGAGGACUCGCUGUUGUCCUACAUGCAAAUGGCCACCGAAUCGAGUCCUUCGAUCAACUUUCACAUGGGCAUUAGCGAUGAUGGCUCUGAAACGCAGAGUGAUGACAACAAGAUGAUGCACAGUUCCAGCAGCAAUCAAAUGCAGCAGCAACAACAGCAGCAACAGCAACAGCAUCAGCAGCAGCAACAUCAACAGCACAUCCUGCAGCAACAUCAACCACAGUCAAACAGUUUCUUCAGUGCGAAUCCCUUUCUCAGCAACAGUCAGAAUCAGAACCAAAAUCAGUUGCCAAACGAUCUGGAAAUAUUGCCAUAUCAGAUGUCCCAAGAGCAAUCACAGAAUCUAUUCAACUCGCCUCACACAGCCCCAGGCAGUAGUCAAUAGCAUUUUCCCAAUGUAUAUAACUCUCUUUAGUGUUAGGAUUAUCGAUUUGUAAGAACUCCCCUAGACAUCCCCAUCUAUAUAGUCCGUGUAUUAUCAAGUUUGGCCUCUGGCUCUCUUUAUCGAACCUUCUCUGUUGGAAACCCAGAGCUAGUUGUAGAUCUCAACAGACUGAGUAUUGUUCUAAUCCCGAUUCGUGUGUUGUGUAUAAACUAAAUUAGUUGUUAAAAAAGUUCUCAAAAUAUUCCACUGUAAGUAGGUUUUAAAUUGUUGUAGUCUUACUGAUUAGUUUGUAGCAAGAGCCCAUCGUUUCCAUAAGUUAGCCUUAUCCAGUAAGUGCCAUCGAGGCGCAAACAGGGAUCUCUGAUACGUAAUCGAACCUUAAAACCUAAUCCUAAGUUAAUUGUAUUCAGAAUAUAUGUAUAGCGAUAAGCGUAGUAAUUAUCGAUCGAGUUGAGCAAAGCUUAUCCAAUUCCAUAUUAUUUUCAAGACUGGGCUUCGCCAUUGAGGUCAAACAAGAUAUUUAUCUUACGAUUUAGUGUUUAUUCUGUAUAAAAAAUAGGAUAUACUUUAAAUAUAUCAAAACUCAGGUUGAGAUUGCAACUGACAUUUAUUUUGCUGUGAACAUAUUCCCAUAAGUUAACUUCAUGCUCGAUCUUUUCCGACUGUUGAAAUGCCAUUAGUUCAAUCGUUAUAUCCAUUUUCCCAUGUAUUACCAUUUUGCUGUUGGAAAAGUUCGCUCGAAUAUGCUUCGAUCUUCAGCUGAUAAAGAGCCAAAUGCUUUAAACUUAGAACUUGUAAAUGGAAACAAACUAUCUUAAACUCAACUACAACUACCUUAAUAAUGCUAGUAACUCAGUGUUUAAGCUCUGUACAUACCUAUAGGACAAGUUGAGAGGACUUGGUUAAGCUUGUAAAUAAAAGAAAGAAGUUGAGGAGAUAUAUAGAACUAUUUUGUACAUAACUAAAUGUUUAAAUGUUUUUUAAAACAACCUCCCCAAAAAGAAGUUGAACAAGCUAAUCAAAAAAUAAAUUAUCAAACCAAAAAGAAGUGGUAAUAAAGCUAAAAUAAAACUUA